This is a messenger RNA of Cydia pomonella (codling moth), 1548 nucleotides long. RefSeq lists its product as uncharacterized. The transcript is spliced from 2 exons. The record is from RefSeq and is a predicted model, not a curated record. The coding region runs from base 736 to 1194 and encodes 152 amino acids. NCBI's taxonomy places the organism in Eukaryota, Metazoa, Arthropoda, Insecta, Lepidoptera, Tortricidae.
CUAUGUGACUUUGGUUUCGACAUACCUACUGCCAGACUUUAAAAUUUUAAAGUAAACUCGCAAUUUUUAUUUGUAAAUAACAAAAACUGUACUUAUUCCUUGUAAUGUUUUUUUUUCACCAAGGUGUAAAAAUAAAUAACGUGUCAUGUUUCAUGUGCAGAAAACAUGAAUAGAAUUUGGCCAAUACCCAUAUAAUAAUUUUUUUUUUGCUCCUGAUGCCCUCAGGAAUGCGUGGUUAAAAUCUGUCGGGUUUAAUUGGCCCACGGUGUAUAAACAAAAUAUCGCGAGCUUUUUCUUCUUCACGCACGCCCCGUAUACAUGCAUUCACAUAAUAUAUAUUAUUAUGUAGAGCUUAGACCUCGAACGAUGCUAAAAGUUAACGGGUUAUUGGGUCGCCGGGGCAAUGCGCUCACGGCUAUCUUUAUUUACAAACUCGCCACAAAAACUCCUAUCACAAUAGAACUGGACUGCUACUCUUAAACCCAAUCGUGUUUGAAGAGCGGACAACUAACUAAUAGGAAACUAAUCUUCAUAACGUAUCUACACAUGCAUUAUUAAUGCUAGCAUUUUAUUGCACAUUACAACUGCAAUUCCAGAAUAGUUGUACUCGUGGUAGGUCGCAGCCUGUCUGAGAGUACCGCUAUCUCCGCAAAUAAAUAAAAAAUGCAUCGGAGACUGGGUACAUAGCGGAGCCCGCGAGCGAAGCCCGCAGUGCGCCUCUAGCCAGCAGCCGUGAUGGUCAACUACAAGCGCGUCGUGUGCGAGGUGGCCGUGGUGCUGGCGCUGGUGGCGGCGGUGGCCGCGGCGCCCACGUCCAACCCCGACUGCCACUACGACCAGCGUCAGAACGGUUCGGAGAACUACCGCCUAAACAUCGACGGCGUUGUGAUCGCCGUCGCCCCUGCAGACUCGCUCUUGGCCGCGGCUUCGGAGAUCGAUCUGAGCGAUCUCCUGGACCUGUCGGAGUACGACGGGCCGUCGUCGCAGAAGCCGCAGCUGGAGCCGAAGCCGGAGGAUGGCAAGCCCCAGGACAAGCCGGAAGACAAGCCUGACCUGUCCGUGCUCGAUGUCAGCCAGAACACAGUGAAGGAGCAGAAACAAGCUUUCACAAGGAAACAGGAAAAAGCACACAGACUGAAAAACCGCCUCGCUCAGUUCCUGCUGCCCCUGCUGAGAAAGACUCGCCACCACUAAACGGAGAGCCAUGACAACUGAUGCAUAUAAGACUAAUAAGGCCUUAUACUAGAAAAAUAAAGUAUGCACACGGUGCCGCGCAAAGCACAGCCCGGAAAUGCAGAACCGGUGUGUUGGUGCCCUAAAAGCACCGUUCCAAGACUUGCCUAUUAAAUACUUAAUAAGAAAUAACAUUACAAACAUGGAUGUUUAGCAUAUUAUGUGCCCGACGGUCCGUUAAGUAAGACUUAGCCACGAGUGAUAUUGUAAUGCAUUUAUAGAUAUUUAUUUUAGUCUUAAGUUAAUUAGUAAGCUAGGAUGUAUAAAUCGUUUUGUUGAAAAUAAAUGAAAAUUCUUAUUGAAAAAUCCCUAAAA